Molecule: messenger RNA, 1575 nt
Organism: Microthlaspi erraticum
Lineage: Eukaryota; Viridiplantae; Streptophyta; Magnoliopsida; Brassicales; Brassicaceae
Source: the annotation of a GenBank genome assembly
AUGGAUCCUGUAAAGCCAGAGGAGAUAAGCCACCCACCAAUGGAUCAGCUUCAGGGCUUAGAGUACUGUAUUGACUCAAACCCUCCAUGGGGAGAAGCCAUAGCUUUAGGCUUUGAGCAUUACAUUCUUGCUUUAGGAACUGCAGUGAUGAUCCCUUCAUUUCUUGUUCCUAUGAUGGGUGGAGAUGAUGGUGAUAAAGUGAGAGUUGUUCAGACACUACUCUUCAUUCAAGGCGUCAACACUCUUCUUCAAACGUUAUUUGGAACUCGUCUCCCAACUGUGAUCGGAGGCUCUUACGCAUUCAUGGUUCCCAUCAUUUCAAUCAUCCGUGACUCUUCUUUAACCCGUAUUGAUGAUCCACACUUGAGAUUUCUAAGUACGAUGAGAGCUGUACAAGGCGCAAUCAUCGUUGCAUCCAGCGUUCAAAUCAUCCUCGGCUUCAGCCAGAUGUGGGCUAUCUGUUCAAGAUUCUUUAGUCCUGUUGGUAUGGUUCCUGUUAUUGCAUUAACUGGUUUUGGACUCUUCAACAGAGGAUUCCCAGUGGUGGGAAAUUGUGUUGAGAUAGGAAUCCCAAUGCUUAUCCUCUUUGUCAUCUUCUCUCAGUAUCUGAAGGGGAUUCAGUUCAGGCAAUUCCAAGUAGUGGAGAGAUUCGCUAUGCUUAUAGCGAUAGUCAUUGUGUGGGCUUACGCUCAUGUCUUGACAGCGAGUGGUGCUUACAAACACCGACCACAACAGACGCAAGUAAACUGUAGAACCGACAUGUCUAACCUCAUUUCAUCUGCUCCUUGGAUCAAGAUUCCUUAUCCACUUCAAUGGGGAGCUCCUAGCUUUGAUGCUGGUCAUGCUUUUGCAAUGAUGGCCGCUGUUCUGGUCUCACUCAUUGAGUCAACUGGAUCUUUCAAGGCUGCUGCAAGACUAGCGAGCGCCACGCCUCCUCCGCCUCAUGUUCUUAGCCGCGGAAUCGGCUGGCAAGGCAUUGGAAUCCUCUUAAACGGUUUAUUUGGAACCCUAAGCGGUUCAAGUGUCUCUGUAGAGAACAUUGGAUUACUAGGAAGCACCAGAGUGGGAAGCCGCAGAGUUAUUCAAAUCUCAGCAGGAUUCAUGAUAUUCUUCUCAAUGCUAGGCAAAUUUGGUGCAUUGUUUGCUUCAAUACCUUUCACUAUAUUUGCAGCCGUGUACUGCGUCUUGUUCGGUCUUGUUGCUUCUGUUGGGCUAUCAUUUCUGCAAUUCACAAACAUGAACUCCCUGAGAAAUCUCUUCAUCACGGGUGUGUCUCUCUUCUUAGGACUAUCGAUUCCAGAGUACUUCAGAGACUUCAGCAUCAAGGCAUUGCACGGUCCAGCUCACACCAAUGCUGGUUGGUUCAAUGAUUUCUUGAACACAAUCUUCUUGUCUUCACCGAUGGUUGCGCUGAUGGUCGCAGUGUUCUUGGACAAUACUUUGGAUUAUAAAGAUAGUGCCAAAGACAGAGGAUUGCCUUGGUGGGCUAAGUUUAGAACUUUCAAAGGAGAUAGCAGAAAUGAGGAAUUUUACACUCUCCCUUUUAACCUCAACCGUUUCUUCCCUCCUUCAUAA